AUGCAACAAUAUCUCUAUUUCCUUGUUGGGCUAUUUGCCGUUGCUAGCUGCGACAUGUCACCGGCCGCUACGCUGGGACCGCUAGUGCAACAAUACCAAGACCUCAUCUACGCCAAGCAGUUCGACAAACUCGAAGACCUCUACCACCCCCAUGCCGUGAUGAUCAUCGACGGCCAGCCCGCUCCUUUCUACACCCCAAAGAACAUCUUCCAGCAAAUCCAAGAAUCCCGCUCCAAGAUUGGAAACAUCAAGACAAGCUUCCUCAAGGAAACCUACUCCGGCUCCGGCGACAUCAUGAUGUACGAGAACCAGUGGAAGAUCCGCACCGGCAAAAUUGAGAUGACCGGCCCUUACCGCGCCAUCUGGGUGAAAUACGACGGGCGAUGGGUCAUCUACCACGAGGAGUUCAGCCAGACCAUCAAGCAUCUC
This is a messenger RNA of Mesorhabditis spiculigera, 429 nucleotides long. Lineage: Eukaryota; Metazoa; Nematoda; Chromadorea; Rhabditida; Rhabditidae. The record is from the annotation of a GenBank genome assembly.